AUGGGCUUCCUGGCCGUUAUUCUAGACAGCCUUCAUGAGCGUUGCUCAAGUCUGUCCACUGGAACCCUCAGUGGCGCAGGAUUGAUAAUCUUGCUCGCUGCAUCUGUUGUUCUCAAUGUCUUGCGACAAGUCCUGUUCAGGAACUCACGAGAGCCUCCCGUUGUUUUUCACUGGUUUCCUUUCAUAGGUAGCACGAUAAGCUAUGGCAUGGAACCAUACAAAUUCUUUUUUGAAUGCCGCGCUAAGUACGGCGAUAUCUUCACUUUCAUUCUUCUUGGCAAGAAGACGACAGUGUAUCUAGGUACCAAGGGAAACGAUUUCAUUCUGAACGGCAAACUCAAAGACGUCUGCGCUGAGGAGGUUUACUCGCCUCUUACGACACCUGUGUUCGGUCGCCAUGUGGUGUAUGAUUGCCCCAAUGCCAAACUCAUGGAACAGAAAAAAUUUGUCAAAUUUGGCCUUACAUCCGACGCACUUCGCUCAUAUGUCCGUCUGAUUACCGAUGAGGUGGAAGACUUCAUGCAAAACUCCCCUGCUUUUCAGGGCUCUAGCGGUGUCUUUGAUGUUUCGAAAACAAUUGCCGAAAUCACUAUCUAUACUGCCUCGCGUUCUUUACAAGGACAGGAAGUUCGAAACCGGUUCGAUUCCACGUUCGCCGAGCUGUAUCACAAUCUCGACAUGGGGUUUGCCCCCAUCAAUUUCAUGUUACCCUGGGCUCCCCUUCCCCAUAACCGGAAGCGCGACGCGGCUCAACAAAAAAUGACCGAAACCUACAUGGAAAUUAUCAGGGAGCGCCGGGAGACUGGAAAUCAGAAAGACUCCCUAGAUAUGGUUUGGAACCUCAUGUCUUGUGUGUACAAGAAUGGCACACCAGUUCCUGACGAAGAAAUUGCGCAUAUGAUGAUUGCUCUGCUUAUGGCUGGCCAACACUCCUCUUCAUCCACCGCUGCAUGGAUCGUUUUGCGUCUCGCUUCGUGCCCUGAUAUAAUGGAAAAGCUCUACCAAGAACAGCUUCGUGUACUUGGGUCCGAUCUACCCGCACUCACAUAUGAAGGCCUGCAGAAAUUGGAUCUACACACCAAGGUUAUCAAGGAGACCUUGCGCAUUCAUGCCCCGAUUCACUCUAUCAUCCGAGCUGUGAAGAACCCGAUGCCGGUUGAAGGCACGCCCUAUGUUAUUCCAACUACGCACAAUGUCCUUUCUUCUCCUGGCGUCACGGCACGAUCAGAGGAACACUUCUCCAAUCCUUUGGAAUGGAAUCCUCAUCGUUGGGAUGAAGUCGUCGUUUCCAACACUGACGACGAGGAGAAGAUUGAUUAUGGGUAUGGUUUGGUCAACAAAGGCACCAAUAGUCCUUAUCUCCCAUUUGGCGCCGGUAGACAUAGAUGCAUCGGUGAACAAUUCGCCUAUAUUCAGCUGGGAGCAAUAACCGCAGCUUUGGUACGACUUUUCAAGUUUCGCAACCUGCCGGGAGUUGAGAGAAUUCCGGAUACGGACUAUUCGAGUGCACGGAAAGAUGAUAAUGCUGGGGCUAUGGGAGAUGGCAAGAAACGCGCCAGUAAUUGA
Molecule: messenger RNA, 1566 nt
Organism: Aspergillus affinis
Lineage: Eukaryota; Fungi; Ascomycota; Eurotiomycetes; Eurotiales; Aspergillaceae
Product: cytochrome P450
Exons: 4
Coding region: 1-1566 (521 amino acids)
Biological process (GO): ergosterol biosynthetic process
Molecular function (GO): oxidoreductase activity, acting on paired donors, with incorporation or reduction of molecular oxygen; iron ion binding; monooxygenase activity
Source: RefSeq, a predicted model, not a curated record